CAUGCAUCGACAAAUUCCAAUCAACUAGAAAAUAAAUUAUUUUAUUUACAUAACACUUUUCUGUGAAUAUUACCGUUUCGGUAUGCCAAAAUUGAAGUGCACAUCGGGUAGCGAUCAAUCCAACGAUGAACCCAUCGCCAAGGUACCACGACGUCAGCUCAAAGUACGCCAUCGCGUGGACAACUCAAAUCCACCGCUCAAUCUUUGCGAUCUGCCAAUCGAGUUGCUCGAGAAGAUCAUCGGCUAUAUAAAUAUUUGGCAUCACAAUCGUAUACGCGGCACUUCGAAGCGACUGCGUGACGCCAACGAUGCCUUCGUAAUGCACGAAUUCAAGAAGGCAUUGCAUAAAUCCAAGCUCACCAAUGCGAGUAGUUACGAGUGCGCAGCCUUACAAACGAUCGAACAAGCGACAGAGGUCUAUGUGAAGUCGGGUUAUGAGUCCACUUUCUGUGGUUGCAUCUUGCCUAUGCUACGCAGCUCAUACAAGGAUCCCUUCUGCCCGCAAGUGUUGCAGAUCAACACUUUUCUAUUGCAUUUUUAUGACAUGGUCGAUGAAUUGAUUGGAGAUCGACGUUCGCAGCAUGCGAGGUUGCUGCACAAUUUGACGUUAAUGCGGUUUUUUAAGAAAUUCGACAAGUCCACCAUAAUCUCUUCCGCCGCAAUGCCAUUGCACAGCCGCAUCGUCGUGGAGUUGAGAGGCCCCUGGCUGGGCAUGCUAUGGACAUCGAAAAGUCGAUCCCGUGAUCAACCAGAAAAGCGCUGCAACUUGCUCCUCAUACUCUCCGAAAUGUUAAUGGCCAAUAUUACAGGAAAAGCUUUCAAACGCGUUUGGGAGUGCCUCAGCGAGAUCUAUGUAUACGGCAACGAUAUAAGCAAUACCAAGCGUGUGCCGAAAACACUCUUCACAUUCACCAUGCAUGGUUCGAAGAAAAUUUGUUCACUAUUUCGUUCUUGUCUUGAGGUUGACGCUAAUGACUUUGUAUGGCCAACGAAAUGGCCACGCGACCAAUUCAGCGUCAAUUUGGAUAUCACUUGCAAGGAAGCAAUGAAAUGGGGCUGCUCCAAGUCGCAGCACAUGGAGUUUGGGCCGUUCGCAGAGCAGCUAUUCAGCGAAGAAGAAGAAUAUAUGGAUGGCUGCAGUUCGAGUCGAACGUUAUUGGAUGUGGAGUGAAUGAAGUUUUCUCUGGUUUGUUUUCUUCUUUCCUGUACUUCUGCUAAGGGAUGUGGCACCAAAACCCUUAAAUAAAUUACUAACAAAGAUAAAAUAAGUAUAAAUUUAAAGUUUUCGAAUUUUAUUCUACAAAUUGUUUAACAAUCUGGCUGUGGGUAUGCAUACAUAGUAUAUAAUGUAAGUAUGUGGCUUCAAUUAAAGGGUAUUUUGCAAGCUAAACCUACAAAUAA
Molecule: messenger RNA, 1401 nt
Organism: Rhagoletis pomonella (apple maggot)
Lineage: Eukaryota; Metazoa; Arthropoda; Insecta; Diptera; Tephritidae
Exons: 3
Coding region: 83-1171 (362 amino acids)
Molecular function (GO): protein binding
Source: RefSeq, a predicted model, not a curated record